UCCUGUAACUGAAGCUGCUGAGGAGAAAUGGAGCCGCGGGUCAGCGUCGCUGGUUGGGUUAGUUAGCUGGUUAUAUGCUAAACGCCGGCUAGUUAACGGACACAGGUUACCGUACGAUGACUGAAGAGUGACAUCUCGCGGUGUUUAGUCGGCGGUGGGAGCGAGAUGACCGUCCGCUUCAAGUGUCAGAGUGAAUACCAGAAGAGCUACAGGGUGUCCCGGUCCAGAAGUGUCUCUCCUCAGCGUUCUGCCCCUAGCGCUGGUCUGCGUUCUGAUCAAAUGGGGAUCAGCAGAGAACCAUGUCUGCAGCGUCGGAAGAAGCUCGAUCGAGGUGGACUCGCUCAGUCCUGCAGCUCUCUGCUCUCUCCACAAGAAUCACAGCAGACUUGCCAAGCACUGAAAACAGCUCCCCCUGCUGCCUGCAGGAGUCGUUCAUCCCAUAGUAGGGAGUCUGCACUUGAUUUAAAAUCUCAGAUGCCUCCUGAUGCUGGAGCUGAAUCGGGACCUGCUGCAGAGCCUGAAACUCCCGCAGGACCUCGACCUGCUGCAGACCCUGAACCAUCACCAGAACCAGAAGCUUCUGAAAAAUCAGCGCAGCCCCGCCCAUCCAAACAUGACGGCCAACCACAGCCGAGCCGACCUCCAACAGCAGUGGCCAACGGACCGACGCCCUCCAACGAGCAUGCUCUGCGGUGGAGGGCGGGGCUUAGGUCUGGAGGUCAGAGGUCAAGAGGUCACCAGACAGAGUACAACAGACAGUUCAGCUGGAAGAAACCAAUAGCUGCUGCUUCACCUCUGCUGACUGCAGAACAGAUGCUUUACUCCAGCAACCGGUCUGUGCCUCCCUUCAAGAAAAACCCUGUCCUUGUGGAAACAGAGUACCAGCGGAGCUUCCAGGGUGUGGCCCCGACCUCUGGACCCCGCCUACGGAAACACCUGGAACAACAGCGGAUCCCCCUGUUCCACACUCACAUGAAGCACAAAAAGAGGAGGGAACGGUCAGAAAACAAGCCCCAUCCCUCAGAAGGUGGCUCCUCCCCCCUAAAAGAUGAGACCACGCCCCCUCCUCCUUCACAGGUGCACAGAGGACACAGGAUUCUGACAGAAUAUGAGUCCAGCUUUCGUUCUCCUCUCUGCAGGAUCCCAGAAGAGGGCGGAGCCACGAAUGGUGACACCCCUCAGGUGACCGAGCUGAGGCAGAAGGCUUUAUCUUACCGUCAGCGAGCGUGGGGAGCGAAUUUCUCCAGAGAUCACCUGAGCCAGCUCCUGUCUGAACACAACGCUCUGUGGGAGCCGACUGACACCACCUCGGACUCAGCUACCGUCCCGCCCAGCCCCCGCCCGGCAUCCGAACCCCGUCCCGAUCCUGACAGCUGCAGCUCGUCUCAUGUGGAGGCUCUAGACCUGCCCAGUCGUUCCAGCAGCUCCAGUAAGAGAUCCUCUGUUGUGGGUUCAGGAGAAAAUCUGAAUAAAAACACACAAAUAAAAACACAAACACCUCAGAGUCCUGCGGCUGGAAGACGCACAGCCUGGGGAGAAGAAGAGGAAGAAGACAACACAGAUGAGGAGGAAGGCCGUUUACCGACUCCCAGGCUGAAGCUGCUGCCGGUUCAGAGAACUCACCACGAUCUCACCACACCAGCCACAGGAGGCGCUAUACUGGUGGGGAAAGUGAAAGGCAAUGAUGGGUCAUCUCCAUUCAAACAGAGGUCUGCAUCAGCUGUUUCCAUGGCAGCAGGGGCAGAGACAGCAAUCGGUGUUCCAAGCAAACCUAAGGAGGCAUGGUCAGAGAAUAGCCCCUCUCGUCACACAUCCUCAGGCCCCUCUCCUGAGCAAAAACCAGCUGCCAGUCCUCCCUCUAAGCCAAUCAAAACAAAGCAAAUGUCUCCAUCUCCUGUAGCCCCGCCUCCUCUGAUCCCACCUCCUCUGCACGGCAUCCAUGGCACCCUGAGACACCCUGACUUCCAACACAACGGUGAGCUCGGCGCGAGAUUCAGAGAGCGGCCAUGUUCAGGAGGCGGAUGUGGAUCAGACGAAGACGACCGGCUGUCUGUGAUGUCAUGGCGCUCUGCAGCCUCCUGCUCCAUGGCGUCCGCUGUGCUGGAGCGCGCUCAGAAGAGACGAGACAACUUCUGGGGAAAAAGAUGACGUCUGACCUGCUGACCCUUUCACCUACUGACAAUCUCCUUUAUCAAUCACUGCUGUACAGUAAUUAGAAUAAUGAAUUUUUUAGAUUUAUUAAUUAUUGUUAAUUCUUACAACACAGUUUUGUAGGAGAUAUUUUUAUAAAUGUAGUAAUUAUGUGUAUUUAUUAGUAGUUAUUUUAUCAAAAGUGUGACACAAAACCAUAAAAGUGUCAAAAACAAGA
Cheilinus undulatus (humphead wrasse) is the source of this 2368-nucleotide messenger RNA. It is a transcript of the gene saxo6, whose product is annotated as Mdm1 nuclear protein. The record is from RefSeq and is a predicted model, not a curated record. Gene Ontology annotation, molecular function: microtubule binding. Gene Ontology annotation, biological process: negative regulation of centriole replication. NCBI's taxonomy places the organism in Eukaryota, Metazoa, Chordata, Actinopteri, Labriformes, Labridae. The transcript has 16 exons. Bases 166 to 2148 code for a protein of 660 amino acids.